GAAAUAUAAGUAAACAUUAUGGCAUCUACUUGACGAGACAAGGAGAACAUGUUUAGCAUGGGAUCAAAGCUAUUUGACCAUUCUUUAUAAACGUGACAUUACUGGUGAGAGAUCUUUUGAUAAUGACGUGAAAAUCUUCCCGACGUGAAAAUCUUCUUUUUACGACAUCAGUGGGAUGAAAGAAGCUCCAGUACAAUUCUGUUUGGCUAUUUGUGAUCAAGAAAGGUUGGAAACAUGUAGAAGUCCUAAAUAUUCUUUCCUUUGAGAUUUUUAGUACAGAUGUCUACAAGAUUUGUUAAAAAUCCUAGAAUAUUUUGACUAGAAAAAAUACCAUUAAACUGUAUUAAAGCGGUUAAAGAUUAGUUUCUCUUUGACUUGUCAUGUGAUUAUAGUAGCAAGCAUUGUCACUGUCUAUAUAUACCCACUGAUCUUGUUGUGGCUACUCACCUUAUCAAACUAUCUUCUUCUUGGUUCUUCAUCAUCUACUCUACACAUUUCUUCUCUUCAAAAACUUAUUAGUCUUAACUCUUAAGAAACAGAAAGUAGAAAUGGAAGGUAAAGGGAAAGUCGGAUCAUCAUCUUCUUCUUCCUUCACUAAUCAGCUCUUUGGCCCCAAGGAACCUUCUUCCUCCUCCAACUUCAGCUCCAUUUUCCCUCCUCCCUCCAAGGGAACAACAGGAAACAUGAUCUUAAGCUCCAAACAUGGGUCUCUAGGCCAAUGCCAAGAAUCUGCAACCUGCAAUCUAAGUUCGUCUCUUUACUACGGUGGUCAAGACGUUUAUUCUGGAUCAACAAGAAACAAUACUUACCAUACCGUUAACAAGGCUCAGUCCGGAGGAAACAAUGAGGCUAGUGGAAACAACUCGAUGGACGCAUCUAGAGGAAACUGGUGGAAAGGUUCACUCUAUUACUAGAAUCUUGUUUACAAAGUAUCAAGAAAAUCUACUGGAAACAAAAUGAUAAGCUAGUAGAUGCGUUUACAAAACCGUUACCAAAAACACUUGAGCUACCAUUAAAUCAAGUUAUUUGAGUGGCGAAUCCUUGCUUUCUGCAAUUAUGGGUACGGUUCUUAUUGUGGUUGAUUUUAUAACAUGACUGAAAGUCUCAAAAAAAUCAACCUCGUAUUGUUAAUUUUCAUCACGUGCCACAAGUCGUGCUUUGUAAAUGUCAAGUGUAUCAUCAAAUAACAAUUUAGUAGUUAAUAUCAGUGACAGACCACCACAUUCUGAUUCGGUGAAGGAUGAACCAAAUCUCAUGUUUUGUUUUACAUUUUAGCUUUAAAUUCCUCUGAACAUGCAUUUUUCAUCUUGCAUCUCGCAAGGCUUGAUUUAUGGUUGUUGGUUCUGGUUUAUGGAUAUUGUGUGGUUCUGACUUUUAUUGUUGUUUUGUUUCUUUUGAAAGGCUAAAGACGAUGAAAUUGUUUGUUGGGUUGUAUUGGUAUUUGUUUGGAAUUUGUUUUGGGUCGCUGGUAUAAUUGAAAUGGCUUGAUUGGGUCAGUAUUAGAUAAUAAAGAAAUAUGGUUUAGAGGAAUAGCACAUGGGUUAUUGUUUGUCGGUAGUAGUGGUGGUCAUAUCUUUGAACUCUUUCUCAUUAUUUGUGUUUAUGUCGUCACCGGAUGCGUCAACAUGUGAAGAACUUAUCUCAGGGGCACCGUGGAUUGAGGUACUGACAGAGACUGAGCUUUAUGAGGAUGAGGUGCGACAGUCAUAUUUCAUGAUGUUUUUUUUUCAGAGUUUAAAAUCUGUGAAGAUUAAGUUGUAUUUUUCAGAAAAAAGAGUCUGGUUUCGUCAAACUAAACAUGUCAUGAGACAUAUAGUUGGUUUGCAACACUAUCCAUGCGUAGGUAGGCACUUUUAAUAAGUGAAUAUCCAAGAAACACACUUGGGACGCA
Molecule: messenger RNA, 1891 nt
Organism: Brassica rapa (field mustard)
Lineage: Eukaryota; Viridiplantae; Streptophyta; Magnoliopsida; Brassicales; Brassicaceae
Source: RefSeq, a predicted model, not a curated record